Triticum dicoccoides is the source of this 1552-nucleotide messenger RNA. RefSeq names its product protein ALP1-like. The coding region runs from base 162 to 899 and encodes 245 amino acids. NCBI's taxonomy places the organism in Eukaryota, Viridiplantae, Streptophyta, Magnoliopsida, Poales, Poaceae. The transcript is spliced from 4 exons. The record is from RefSeq and is a predicted model, not a curated record.
UAACCCCAGCUCACCCCUCGUGAAACCCUCACUUUCCCCGUUCCUCGUCUCUCCCUUUUGUGAGCGGCGGCGGCAGCGACAGCGACGCAUCUAGCAGAGGCCGGCGAGAGGAUAUCUGAAGGUCACCGUGAGCACAUCUAGCAGCACAACUUCAAUCUGAGAUGGACAGAAAAACAAAGAUGUUAAUUUACGCGGCUGCGGCCCAGUGGUUUAUCAACAUGAUAGCAUUGGUUGUUCAAUCCAGGAAAAGAAAAAGAAGAGAAGCAAUUACAUAUGCCCCAAUUGAUGAGAGAGAUUGGAUGAGAAGAGAGUAUUUUGACAACAAAAUAUGGAAGAAUGACACAAUUUGUGUGAACAUUCUUAGGCUUGGGAGAGAACCUUUCUUUAGGUUUUGUCAACUCUUUAGGGAUCGCAACUUGCUAAAGGACACAAUACACUUGACUGUUGAGCAACAAGUAGCGAUGUUCUUGCACACCAUUGGGCACAACAUUAGAAAUAGGGUAAUUGGCACCAAUUUUGGUAGAUCCGGUGAAGUCGUGAGCCGUUACUUCAAAAUGAUACUCCAUGCCAUUGGUGAGCUUCGAGAUGACCUUAUUAGGAAGCCUUCAUUGGAGACCCAAACCAAAAUAGAAGGAAACUACCGGUGGGAUCCAUACUUUAAGGAUUGUAUUGGAGCUAUUGAUGGUACACAUGUGCAAGCCUCAGUUACACCGGAUAUGGAGGCUGCUUUUUGUGGUAGAAAGACUUAUGCUACUCAAAAUGUGAUGGCGGCUGUAGAUUUUGACCUUCGAUUCACAUAUGUGUUGGCCGGUUGGGAGGGGACAGCACAUGAUGCUCUAGUUUUACGUGAUGCUUUAGAACGUGAAAAUGGUCUACGUGUCCCACAAGGUAAUAGAUGAACUAUAUACAUCUGUCUUGUCAAUGGGGUAUAUAUAUAUAUAACUAAGUAACCCAAAUGUUUCUCGUUUAGGAAAAUUUUAUCUAGUUGAUGCUCGAUAUGGAGCCAAACCAGGUUUUUUGCCUCCUUUUCGUGUCGUGAGGUACCACUUGAAUGAGUGGGGAAACAACCCCAUGCAAAAUGAGAAGGAGUUGUUCAACCUUAGGCAUUCUUCUCUUCGUGUGACCGUAGAACGUGCAUUUGGGUCAUUGAAGAGAAGAUUCAAGAUACUUGAUGAUGCCACCCCAUUCUUUCCCUAUCCAACACAAGUAGACAUUGUUGUGGCUUGUUGCAUUAUUCACAAUUGGGUUAUAAAUGAUGGGAUAGAUGAAUAUAUAAUACCCGAGGAUGAAUGGGUGCCAAAUAUUACUCAUGCUUCAUCAUCAAGUGGUCAAACACAUGAACAUGCAUACAUGGCUAAUUUUAGGCAAGGACUCGCUGAUCAAAUGUGGGAAGACCGACAAAACCAUUUGCAAGCUCAACAUAUGUAGUGACUACUAUGUCAUUUAGCUUGUUGUGAUGAACUAUUGUACUUUGGAACUAUUGUGUUGGAACUUAUUUGUAAGGACAUAUUAUUUUCUGAGAUGGCAUUUGUAAUGACAAUUUAAGUUGCUG